Molecule: messenger RNA, 3585 nt
Organism: Striga hermonthica
Lineage: Eukaryota; Viridiplantae; Streptophyta; Magnoliopsida; Lamiales; Orobanchaceae
Source: the annotation of a GenBank genome assembly
AUGGAUGAAGAGGAAGAGGACAGGGUUCUACUGAGCACUUUAGGUGUAACAUCUGCAAAUCCCGAGGACAUUGAGCGCGACAUUUUGGAGAAGGUGACAAAAGAUGUGGGAGACAGUGACAAUUCUGCUGGAGGCAGGGUGGGUGAAUCUGAUGAGACGGAGAAUAAUGACACGACAUCUGCAAGUCAAGGAAACCUCGUGAACAAAUUGAAGCAAGUUAAGAUUGAAAUAGAGGCGGUCACAUCCGCUCUGGAACAGUUAGAAGAGAACUCCAACCAGGACGAUUCUCCCGAUGUUCAUAUCAUAACCGAGCAGGAUAAUGCUGAGAUUGAGAAGAAUAUUCUUCAACAAUCUGCAAAUCACUCGACCCUUCAUCAUGCGCUUGCCGCUGAUCGAUUGAGAAGCUUGAUCAAAACAAGGGAUCAACUUGAGAAGCAAAUAUCAGAUGCUUCCAAGAGUAGUCAGCAUGAUAACAGGUUGAAAAUAAAUGAAAAGUCCAGAGACAAGGAGAGGUUUAGAGAGGUUGAGAGAAACAAUCAGAAACCUAACAAACGACUUAAAAGAGUUCCAUUUGGUGAGGAUGAUGAUUAUGGUGCUGUUUUAAGUGCAGCAUCUGCGGGUUUUGUGGAAACAGAAAGGGAUGAGUUGAUUCGUAAGGGAAUUUUGACUCCCUUUCACAAGCUCAAAGGUUAUGAACGUCGUAUUCAAGAACCAGGGUCAUCCAGCAGGCCUGUGGUCUCUGUGGACACAGUAGAAGUUGAUGAUCUGGCCUCGUCAAGCAUUGCCAGAGCAGUCAAGUCUAUGUCUGAGGCUUCAAAAUCUCGUCCUUCAACAAAAUUGCUCGAUCCCGAACUGUUGCCGAGAGUUGAUGCACCAACCUUCCCAUUUAAAAGGCUGAGAACACCGUUGAAGAUCCCUCAAUCUCUUCAAAUGGAAACCGAGAAGGAAAAAAGAUGCAAGAGAAAGAAGAGAAGGCCUCAACCUGGGAGGAGGUGGACAAAGUUGGUCUCUCGUGAAGAGAAUCCACAGGAAGAUUGGAUGACCUCCAGCAAUGAAGAUGAUAGCCUUGAAGAUGUAGGAGAUGCAGAUGAAGGGACCCCGUUUGUGACUCUCGAGGGGGGACUGAAAAUUCCAGAAACAAUAUUCGACAAUCUUUUUGACUAUCAGAAGGUCGGUGUGCAAUGGUUAUGGGAGCUCCACUGCCAGAAAGCUGGAGGGAUUAUUGGGGACGAGAUGGGACUUGGUAAAACCAUACAAAUUUUGGCUUUCCUUGGAUCAUUGCACUAUAGUGGUAUGUACAAGCCGAGCAUAAUUAUUUGUCCAGUAACUCUACUGAGGCAGUGGAAACGUGAAGCCAAGAAAUGGUACCCUGGCUUUCAUGUGGAGAUAUUACAUGAUUCUGUUCAGGAAGAACCCAGUAGGAAAAAGCAAUCUGAAUUGGAUGAAAGUGAUUCUGAUAGUGAAGGUUCCACUAACAGUGACCUUGAAGAAAAGCCACCGUCCAAAAAAACCAACAAGUGGGUUUCUUUGAUAAACCGAGUUGUGAGAUCAGAAUCCGGGCUGUUGAUAACAACGUAUGAGCAACUCCGUCUGAAAGGUGACAAAUUGCUUGAUAUUGAAUGGGGAUAUGCAGUUUUAGACGAAGGGCACCGCAUCAGAAAUCCUAAUGCAGAAGUCACUCUCGUUUGCAAACAGUUGCAAACUGUUCAUCGCAUAAUAAUGUCAGGUUCUCCAAUUCAGAACAAGCUGUCUGAAUUGUGGUCUUUGUUUGAUUUCGUGUUCCCUGGAAAGUUGGGUGUCCUUCCCGUAUUUGAGGCUGAAUUUGCGGUUCCAAUAUCUGUAGGCGGUUAUGCUAAUGCGACUCCCUUGCAAGUAUCCACUGCAUACAGAUGUGCUGUUGUUCUACGUGACCUGAUCAUGCCGUACCUCCUCCGGCGAAUGAAGGUGGAUGUAAACGCUCAGCUCCCAAAAAAGACUGAACAUGUACUCUUCUGUAGCCUUACUCCCGAACAGCGAUCGGUGUAUCGUGCGUUUCUCGCCAGCUCGGAGGUCGAACAAAUUUUUGAUGGCAGUAGAAACUCUUUAUAUGGAAUAGACGUGAUGCGUAAGAUCUGCAAUCAUCCUGAUCUUUUAGAGAGAGAGCACUGUUAUGGGAAUCCUGAUUACGGGAAUCCAAUACGCAGUGGAAAAAUGAAAAUUGUUGCAGAAGUUCUUAACGUGUGGAAAGAGCAAGGGCACCGUGUUCUUCUCUUUUCGCAAACACAACAGAUGCUUGAUAUUAUCGAGUGUUUUCUGAAAGAUGGUGAGUACUGUUACCGGAGGAUGGAUGGCCUGACACCUGUCAAGCAGAGAAUGGCUCUGAUAGAUGAGUUCAACAAUUCGGAUAAUGUAUUCAUCUUCAUCUUGACGACCAAGGUUGGUGGCCUGGGUACAAAUCUAACUGGUGCAAACAGAGUCAUCAUUUUUGACCCCGACUGGAACCCCUCAACUGAUAUGCAGGCUCGUGAGCGUGCUUGGCGCAUUGGUCAGACAAAGGACGUGACAGUCUAUAGAUUGAUUACCCGUGGGACCAUUGAAGAGAAGGUUUACCAUAGACAGAUAUACAAACAUUUCCUAACCAAUAAGAUAUUGAAAAACCCUCAGCAGAAAAGAUUCUUCAAGGCCCGGGACAUGAAGGAUCUCUUCACGUUGAAUGAUGACUGUGAUGGUACUGAGACGUCUAGUAUAUUUAGUCAGUUGUCUGAGGAGGUAAAUAUAGUAGGGGCCUGCAAAGGGAAGCAGGAGGAACCAAAACGCUCAAGACCUUGUUCAUCACGUGUUAAUGGCCCUGUAACUGAACCUGGAAACAAUGUGGAAAGUGAAAAUGCAGGUGAAGGCAAAGCCUAUGCUAAUAGCGGUGAUAUGAAGGCGGAUGAAGAAACUAGCUUCUUGCAGAGUCUGUUUGAUGCGCAUGGGAUUCAUAGUGCUGUGAAUCACGAUGCCAUCAUGAACGCUAACGACGAGGAGAAGACAAAGCUGGAGGAACAUGCCUCCCGGGUCGCCCAGAGGGCUGCUGAGGCCCUCCGCCAGUCCCGCAUGCUCCGCAGCCGGGACAGCAUCUCCAUCCCCACCUGGACUGGCCGCUCGGGCGCUGCUGGGGCCCCUCCCUCCAUGAGAAAAUUCGGGUCCACUCUCAAUCCCCAGUUGACGGUCACCCAAAGCCAGCCCGCGACUUCCAACGGGCCUGCCGCCGGCGCAUCCUCCGGCAGGGCCUUGUCCUCGGCAGAGCUUCUGGCUAAGAUCAGAGGGACCCAGGCCCGGGCUGAUGGUGACGGGCUCGAGCAUCAGUUUACUACUGUGUCCGGGCCUUCUAGAACAUCCGGGGACUUACGGGUGCAGCCUGAGCUCCUGAUUCGUCAGAUCUGCACGUUUAUCCAGCGGCAGGGUGGGAGCACGAGCUCUGUCAGCAUAGUCGAUCACUUCAAGGAUAGGAUACCUUCCAAGGAUCUGCCCCUGUUCAAGAAUCUUCUCAAGGAAAUCGCCACCUUGGAGAGGGGCCCGAAUGGGUCGUGUUGGUUUCUGAAGCAGGAAUAUCGGGACCAGUGA